CGACAUGGAAAUUUGAUGAUUCGAUUCGAAAAAAAAAAACAAAAGAAAUCGACGUCGUUUUUUCCUGUCCAGAAGAACUCGGCGCGCAACAGUCGAAGAAGACGCGUGAGCGAGGGGGCGAGUCGCGACAAGGACGGCGAGAGCAACUUGUCCACGCGGCAGGAAGAUCGCGAGAACAAGGGGCCACCGUCCGGAAGGCCGAGCAACCGCAUCCCCCGAACGGUGUUGGAGGAGGCGAACAGCGCGUCGAGCAGCGCUGCGAAAUUGCGAAAACGUGGCACCGCGGUAAAAAGUCCGGUGGAGAGCGCGUCGCAGCGACCGGUGCGACGAAGGCCGAGACUCGGUUGCCAGGGUGGUGCGAAAACCGAGGCGGAGGAGGACGUGGUCGACGUAAAAUCCACAAACGAAAAGGAGGAACGGUUGAGCGGAGUAAGACCAGCGGAUCAGGAAGACUGCGCGAACGAAAUUGUCGGCGAGGAGAACGAGGAUCGGGAUAGUUGCGAUCCGCUGAUCAAGAGGCUCAGGACAAAUCCGAUCGGCAGGAAGCUCAGGUCCGAGCGAAAGGGUGGUAAACUCGGCGAGGAGGCGGCAUCGGACAUCGAGGGGACAGAGGAGGAAGAAGAUAGAAAGGAGAAGAGCGCGGAGGGUGAAGGGGCGAGAAGCGAGAAGCUCGAAGAGAACGAGGCGAGUCAGUCGAGGGAGCGUGACAGAGAACCGGAGCCUCCACCUCCGGACAAAGUAGACCCUGGAGGCAACACGGUUCUUCUUCAACGAAGGCAGUCGACGAACGGAUCGGAUCGAACGGAGGAAAGAUUCGAACGCACGAAAGCGGACGCCAGAGAGAGGAGGUGUAAGGAGCAACAGCCGCAGGUGUUGGUGAAUGGAUCGGUGCUCGACUCGUCGCCGUUGUCGGUGGUGGACAAAGCGGCGAGCGUGCUGGUUGACACCAAGGCUGGCUUGCUGAAAUCCGACUCGUCGUCGAGGGGUAACAGCAAGAAGAGCGUCCCCGAGGAGGAAGAGGACGACGAGGACCACGGGAAUCGGGAGGAGGAGGAGAACGGCGGUGGCCGAGGAGGGGAGGAAGCACGUGCACGGGCAGAGGAAGAGGAACAGCAGGAACAGCAGGAAAAGCAGGAAGAGCAGGAAGAGCAGGAAGAGGAGGAAGAGGAGCGAGGCUCGCGAAGAACCGAGCUGACUACCGAGCUAGGCACGGAGGAUAGCGUGGGUAGCGUGAGUGGCGUGAGGGCGGCCAGUGUCGAAUCGGUGGUCGAGCUGCUGGAGUCGAGCAGUCAGGACUCAGGCUCCGUGCUGGAGAGGCUGAGUCCGCUUAGUGGCAGCGGCGGCGGCGGCUCUGGCAGGCAGAGCCUGCUCCUGGAGCAGCAACGGGAGCAGGAGCGCAACCGGCACAACGAGAGUCCUGUCAUUCUAGCCGAGAGACUGAACAAGCCGCCACCGCCGGUAGCUGGUCACCAUCAUCACCACCUGCAGCAGUACCAUCAGCAUCACCAUCACACACCGUCGCACCAUCAUCAGCAGCAACGUUACUCGUCCGGUAGUCCGGUGAUACAUCAUCACGCGCAACAACCGUCGCAACAGCAACAACAGCAGCAGCAGCAACAACAACAACAGCAGCAGCAGCAGCAAAUACCGCAUCCGCAUCAGGUAGCCAGCAGUCCGCAUCAUCAUCAUCAGCAGCAGCAGCAGCAACAGCAGCAGCAACAACAUCAACAAUCGCAGCAGCAGCAACAGCAGCAGCAGCAUCAUCAUCAUCAGUUGGCCUCGUCUAGCCUCCUCGAGGUGCAACAGCAGUCUCACACAUCGAGGGGCGGCGAUGAGGCCGGCCUCAUGGAAGUGGAGGCCGGGGCCGGAAUACCUGGAAGCGGAGUGCUCGCUGGUGUGCCAGCAGCGGUCGGUAUUCGAGCGGUGGGCGCCGCGGCUGGUAGCGGUGCCGCGAAUGCAGCCUAUGGAGACAGCGGUUCCGACAGCGGGGUAAGCUCCUUGAGGAGCGCUGGCUCCGGCGACGAGAGGAGCGGCAGCAGAAGUUCCGCGCUGAGCAUAGACGAGACCACGAGCUCGUCAACGCCGACGGCAGCCACCACGCCUGCUAGAGUCUGGCACGUGCAGAGCGUCCAGCAUACCUCGUUACUCAUGGCGCAUCCUCAACCACCUCCGAGCGCUGGACCUAGUUCAGCGGCGGCAGCUGCCACUGCUCCGCCGGUCGGUUAUCAAAACCCUGCACCACCACCGCCCGGUCAUCAUCAUCCCGCUGUCGCGUCCGAGAUGCUUUGGAGGUCGCAAAGGUAUCCACCACUGCCGCACUCGUUGCUCGGGCCCGCUCAACCCACCACCGAGGAGAUCGUCGAAAGGGAGAGGAUGCUUCGGGAGCGGCGAGAAGCGGAAGCCCGGCUGGAGAAGCGUGAACGCGAGAGGGAGGCCAAGAUGGAAAGGGAGAGACUGGAGAAGCAAAGGGCCGCCGAGCAGGCAGUUCACAAGCACUUCGAGGAGUCCCUCAGGCUGGCGCAACAAAAGAGGAACAUGCAGUCGACCUCGAUGCCGUGGAACACGUUCAUCCCGCUGCCACCGCCAGGAAGCAGGACGCACGCGGCGCCGCAUUCCGGAAUGACGGCGCAUGUAGGCCAUCAUCAUCCGGGGCCAGGUGCGGCAGCAGCGCAUCCAGUCACCGUGGCGCAGCAACAACAACGCGAGCGCGAGGAGAGAGAACGCGAGGCCAGGGAACGAGACGCGAGGGAACAACGACAACGUGAAACCGAGAACUUGGGGAUAAGGGAACACCUGGCUGCAGCCGAGAGACUGCACCGGCAGGCCGAAGCCAGGGAUCACGUCGCGGCGCAGCAGAGAGCCGCUUAUUAUGCAGCGACCGCGCCUCCGACUCAACAGGUGUCUCGGCCGUCGAGCGUACCUGGCAAAGUCGAUUAUCCACCACCACCGGCGCACUCGAGGACCUCGAAGUCGUCGCUUCCCGUCAGCAGUCUUCACGAGAAACCACCACCGGUGGUAGGGCCGUCGCACAGUUCUCUGCCAAAGGUGGAGCCGAACGUCGGCCUGUUCAGUUACUCGACAUACCAGCCACAGUCGUCGUACAUGCACGAUAUAAAGGUGAAGAGCGACGUGGGGCAGCCGCACAAGUCGCUGCCGAGUAAAAGUGGUUUGGCAGGGGGUCUCGAACGGGAUCAUCACGGUCGAGAGGUUCUUCAAAAUCCACCAUCGUUGCUGCCUGAUCACAAGAGUUCGGUGAUAGUGAAGAACGAAGGUCGGGAGCUUCCGAAAGCGCCGACGUCGCAGCAACACUCGCCGAGUCCGAAGAUUAUACCGUAUUUAGGCGUGCAGUCGGUGCCUCCGCAGCACAAGCCGUACGAGUAUCGAAGCCCGACGCAGAGUCCGCAUCAUCUACACCACUUGGACGGGCUACAAGCGACGAAGAGCAUACCUCAGAGUCACCACCGGAGCAGUAGCGGGUCCACAACCACCACACAGUUACCCAGUCCGCACGGACAUCCGCCGCAUUCGCACAAUCGACAGUCACCGCACGCUCAGCAUCCUCAUCAACCACCACAUCCAUCGCCACCCGAACCACGUUAUCUCACUAGGCCGGAACCUGGUCUACCUUACGCUACUGCCAAGUCCUCGUAUCCGUAUCCACAUCCACAUCCGCCCACGGCCUCGCCGACUUCGCACUACGCCGCGCCACCGGCAGGUUCUAAGCCGAAAGUUAGCAGUCCAGCGCCGCCUCACAUCUACGGAAAACCGAAUUCCGGCAUCAUGACCGGAACGCCGGUCUGCAGAGCGUCUGAGCCGGCGGUCGCCGCCCCGAUACCUCUCACCUCGAAGGCCGGUAGCUCGCCUUACCAGCAAGUGCCUCACCAUCACGGGGCGCCGCCUCCACCUCUGCCUCCACCCGCGCACAGUAGAUCCGUCUACGACCCUAGGGGUUAUACUGGCUCGAUGCCCGCCGCCAAGUUGCCACCGCCGCCCCUUCACGGUUCACCGCCGACCGCGGCUUCGGCGCCUUUGUCCAGACCGAUCGCGCAUCCGGCGCAUCACACCAGCCCUCACCAGCAACCCGGUCAAACGGUGCAACACGCGCAACCGCAGAUCAACACAUCUUUCCAAACGCAGCCGCUGGAUCUCGGAGUGGAGAGAACAGGCUCGCCGAAGAGGAAGGCCCCAACCCCGUCGUUAACCGAGAAUUCCGGCCAACCGGUUUCCCUCGAGGUGUGCAAGAAACGCAGGACCGAGGAACCGCAACCGUUGUCGUUGCAAUGCGUUGGACCACCGAUUCUCGCGAGAGUGAGCGAGCCGAGCCCGUUGAUCGCCUCGGCAGCUACCUCGAUAACCACCGUGGUCAACACCACGGUCGCUUUACUGGCCCAAUCCAACACUCAAACGACGCAGGAACGCACCGUGACAGCGGUGAGUCCAACGCCGCGAACUGCCAGCGGCGAUGGUUCUAUCAGACCAGCCAGCACGGGCAGCGUCAGCUCGUUGAAUCCGACGAUGAGCGCAGCGCCAAGUCCUGCGCCUAUUCCCAGUCCAGCGCCAUCCACGGCGCCCAGUCCAGCACCUAGUGCUCCUGGCACGCCAGCAAAGGCGAAUCCUAGCACGGUGGACAGCGAGAAAUCUAACAGUCCAGCGCCCAGACCACCUAGCAGUACCAGUUAUCCCGUUCACAAGCUGAAAAAGGCUUGGCUUCAAAGGCAUUCCGGCGAAGAUGGGACCGAGGACACCACCGGCGUCGUAGGCAGCGGCACAUGCGUCACAUUGCCUAUGAACAUUUCCCAGGCACCGUCGCAGUCGCUAAAUAACAAAGAACGUGACACCUCUUCGAACGUCUCUAGCAAUACGACUACCACGUGUUUGCCCAGCGCCGUCAACUCGAUUCAUAAUAUCGGCAGUAUGGCGGUGAACAGCAUCAACAAGAGCAAGGUCACUGCCAAAAGUAGCCGAAAAUCGGCGAACAAAGAAUCGUUGAACGGACACGCAACGGACACGAAAACGCUACAAGAAGACUCGUCCAGCAGCGACCCAGAAAGAAAGUCGCCGCCUAAAAGGAAGCCACCCAAGGUAAAACGAAAGAAGGGCGCAGCACGGAGGCAGCAAACGACUGCGGAAGAUCAGCGGAGGCGAAAAGAAGAUAAACAAGGCGGAGGAACUGGCGUAGGCAGUGAGUCUAGUAACGAGAGCGAGGCUGGCUCUGCCAGCGACACCAGCGAACAGUUGGGCUCCAUUCAACCCGCGUCGAGGGUGCGGCAUACCACGGCCAAUUCCAACAAUUCCUCGGGAAACGGAAACAACAAGGAGCCCAGGAAACGGGGUAGGAGACCAAAGACUACGAAAGGUAACGAAUUGGGCGGGGAAGAUCAGCAACCUCGUCAGAAGAAAGAACGUAGAGAUGAUAGCGCCAGUGGUGGUAACAAUGGGCCAGGUGGAAGCGGUGGCAGGGGUGAUCCCUUUCGUAGACCCCCGAUAUCGCAAUUAAAAAAAACUGGCGACAGUUGGUUGCAAGACGGCGCUUGCUUCGAAGUAGCUCCGAAGUUGGCUAAAUGUCGUGAGUGCAGAUGGACACCACACCAGCGUUCGAAAAAUCUUCCUCAAAAUAUUUUCUGCAGAUUUUAUGCAUUCCGUAGAUUACGGUAUACAAAAAAUGGACAGUUGGCUAUAGCAGGAUUUAGCGACCCCCAUAAGGACGCGUCUGAGGUAGAUCUCCGAUUAUGGUUACCAGGAAAAGAGAGUUCGGACUCGAAGAAGGACGAGAAGCCCGAUAAGAACGACAAAGAAAAAAGCGACAAAGAAGAUCUAGAUUUGGAAAUGGCUCACAGGCUACUUCGCCAGGUCGGAGAUCAGUUCUGUGAUCUAUUGCAUCAAGAAAAGGAUGCUCUUCAACAGCACAUGGCAGAAGCAAGUUCGGGACUUGUAGACGGAACAGUCGCCUGGAAGAGAGUGGUGCAAGGCGUUCGUGAGAUGUGCGAUGUCUGUGAGACGACCCUGUUCAACUAUCAUUGGGCUUGCGGAAAAUGUGGCUUCGUCGUGUGCAUCGAUUGUUACAAGGGACGCAAGAAUGGCACGAUUAAGAUCUGGGGAGAGAGCGGCAAGGACAGAGACGAUUUUUCGUGGCUUUUGUGCACAAAUAGGCAGGUGCACGAACCCGAACGACUUAUGCUCACGCAAAUCAUCGCCGGCGACAGCCUGAUACGUCUCGGCCAACGACUACACGAAUGCCGCGUAGAAUGGGGCAUACCGCAACACUGUGGCUGCUCGCUUGUUGUUCAAGCAUCGCCAAACGAGUAUCUACGGAACAUGAUCAAAGGUGACUCGGUACCGGUUCUGAACGGCAACGUCAAGCAGGAAGUGAAAGAAGAGAAGAAAGUGAACGAGUCGAACGGAUCGUCGGAGAACAAAACAAACGGCGAGGACAAAAACUCUCCGCUGAACUGGCUGGCGGACGUAGCGCUGCAGAAUCAGGAUAAAAAUGAGAGUGGUUCUAGCUCGGAUUCCGAUGAAGAUCGUGAUGGUAAUUACUCGACCUUGAGGGAAUUGCUUAUCCGACCGUCCCACAAGUCAAACGGCAGCGGUUCUAGAUCGAAUUCACCGACGAACAACUCCGGCAACGUCAACGUUGCCGCCGGGAACAACGCGCAAAACAACGUCACGAAAUCUAGUAAAAAGUCAAAGAUGGAUACAUUGGACGAGGUUAUAUCGAGCGUGAUCGAGCACAGCGUGAAGAAGGAGAGGGAAGGUGAAUUGGACGAUGAGAAACCGAGGGAAUUGAAGCACUUCGUCAGAAGAUACAAAUGGACGCAGAAGGGACGGGAACCGUUGCCCAUUCGAAUCAUGACGCUUACGGAGAGUAAAAGUCUUUACCCGGAUGUGCCGCACUCGUGGCUCUGCGACGGGAAAUUGCUGAGGUUAAACGACCCGAACAAUCCAAACAAUUACAGAAUAUUCCAAGAUCAGUGGAAACGCGGGCAGCCGGUCAUCGUGUCGGAUGUUGCGAAAUCAUUGGACAUGAAUCUGUGGCAUCCGGACUCGUUCGCCCGAGACUUCGGCGACGAGAAGAACGACUUGAUCAACUGUAUGACCGGGAAUUUGGUGCCGAAUCAACCGAUGCGUAAAUUCUGGGAAGGAUUCGAACAUUUCUCCAAGAGACUGAAGGACGAGAGAGGAAAUCCAAUGUUGCUGAAGCUGAAAGACUGGCCGCCUGGUGAAGAUUUCGCAGAGUUAUUGCCAUCGAGGUUCGCGGAUCUGAUGAAAGUUUUGCCGUUGUCGGAAUACACCCAUCGGAACGGAAGAUUGAAUUUGGCCAGUCGUUUGCCGGACUGCUUCGUGAGACCAGAUUUGGGACCCAAAAUGUACAACGCUUAUGGAUCGGCCCUUCAUCCUAACAAGGGAACAACUAACCUUCAUCUAGAUAUAUCUGACGCAGUGAAUGUCAUGGUUUACGUAGGAAUACCGAAGGAUGCCGAUAACGACGAACAUGUUAAAGAAGCACUGCGAGCGAUAGAUGAAGCCGGCUGUGACAUUCUGACACGCCGACGCGUUCGCGAACGCGGAGAAGCACCAGGCGCGUUGUGGCACAUCUAUGCAGCGCGAGAUGCCGAUAAAAUCAGGGAUCUCUUGAACGCAGUUGCUUUGGAACGCGGUGCCCGUUUGGAACCGCAUCACGAUCCAAUUCACGAUCAGAGCUGUUACCUCGAUGGACCUUUGCGAGAACGAUUGUAUCGCGAAUACGGCGUUGAAGGGUAUGCUAUCGUACAGUGCCUAGGCGAUGCAGUAUUCGUACCAGCUGGCGCGCCGCAUCAAGUCCGCAAUCUUCACAACUGUAUAAAGGUGGCGGAAGAUUUCGUAUCUCCGGAGAACGUGUCGCAUUGCUUCCAUUUAACGCAAGAAUUCCGUGCGCUAUCCGACACACACACAAACCACGAGGACAAAUUGCAAAUUAAGAAUAUAAUCUAUCAUGCGGUGAAGGAUUCUUUGGCCGUGUUGAGCAACGUGAAGGAAGAGACACUUGCCAAGGUGAAGUCGAAUAAUGAGAUGAAGAAGGAGGAGACGUAGCCCUAGGCCCCCUGUCGCGGUCGCAAGAGCCGUUGGUCGUUGUUUGACUAAAGUCUCGCUGUACCAGUGAGUGUGCAAAUCUGUUAUCCGGUCCGUGUAUCGGUCCCCCGAGUAGCAUAUGUCCCGGGAUCCGAUUCGAGACGACAGGAGGAUUAAUUCUAAGAUGCUCCGGAAACAAAAAAGAAAAAAACAAAAAAACAAAAAAAAAAAAAGGAAAGAAAGAAAGAAACCUGUAUCGAGGUGCAAGAAUUUGUUGUGAUAUUUAAUGAGUAACUCAAGUUUGAUUUUUGUCGAUAUUGGCUGAGCCAAUGAGAUUAUUCGUUGUUUCAUUUGAAUUUCCUUUUUACGCAUACUUUUUUCCUUUCUCUCGAGCUACGUGCUCGCGGACAUGAAGCCCGCGAGUUUUUCUUUUCAUUGAGGUUUCAUGGAGUCGGUGACGCGAAACCCUUGCACGCGCGUACGCCGCGUCCGUUAUCAUUGUGAUACCAGGAGGAGGACUUUGGAUCAUGCAUUAUUUGUAAUUACUUAUAUCGUGCCUGUAUUCAAUACAUACUGUCUAUAUUAUAUAAAUGUAGAUAAUGGAUUAUUGUGUAAUGAAUUCUUACUAGUAACUACGAAAAAGAAAAAAAAAAAAGGAUCGUCUAGAGGUACCUUUGUGCAAUUAGAUGUCGAUUAAAUUUGUUAGCUGGAUCAGUGAUGUACUUGUCGAUCCACGUUAUGUGCUCUCGUGAUCUGGUGCUUUUCGAUAUCGAUUUAACGGAAGCAAAAAGGAAAAAAAAAAAUGGUAAAGCGCUUUGCCAAAUGGCCGAUAUAUAUUUCUCGCCAUCGUUCUUGUGUUUCGCGUGGCACACGAGCAUUAGAGGAGAAAACACUGCCUAAGCUGUUUGCGUCGAUCUGUUUUAUGGAUUAAGGUGACUCGAUCAUCGCUCGUUAACGCGUACUACACGUGAUAAAUCGCAGUUCGACUUCCUCGGGUACAUACGUUUAUCAGUUUGUCUUUCUUCUUCGAAACAUAUAUCGGCUAUACGGAGCAAAGUUUCGUUCGAAGGUUUGUAUGUGACCAUCGUCGUUUAAAGUAAGGCAUCAGAACAAAAAUAACAAGAGAAAAUAAUGGCUGAAACAAAAACAAUGGCUGAAUCUUUCGAUACUAUGUUCGCGGGGAUACGAGAUAUCGACGAGAUAUAGAUUCGAUUGAAUUUAUUGUUUUUUAUAGAUCGGAUUUAACGUUAUGUGACCCAGUAAUGACCCAGUAAAAAUUAAAAGUAAGAUGAAAACAAGAGGUAAAGGGGAAAAGAAAAGAACGAAAAAGAGAAGUAAAAAGAAUUUGUUAUUUUUGUCGAAUCACGCGAAACCGUCUAUCAGCGAUAGAGCAGCGAUAUUCUAAUUGUAUUAUAACUAAUAUCGAUAAACUAAUGGUAACAUUAUUUAAUGCAAAGUAAUACAAAGCUGUAAACGAUUUUCGAAGUGCCAAUGUUGAACGACGUGGACAUUCUCACGUGUUUACACGUUGUGUAUCGUACGCGUAUAGGUAGGCAAGAAAAAGAAGAGAC
This is a messenger RNA of Frieseomelitta varia, 9620 nucleotides long. It is a transcript of the gene Kdm3, whose product is annotated as probable JmjC domain-containing histone demethylation protein 2C. The transcript has 12 exons. NCBI's taxonomy places the organism in Eukaryota, Metazoa, Arthropoda, Insecta, Hymenoptera, Apidae. Gene Ontology annotation, biological process: regulation of transcription by RNA polymerase II. Gene Ontology annotation, cellular component: histone deacetylase complex; chromatin. Gene Ontology annotation, molecular function: chromatin DNA binding; transcription coregulator activity; histone H3K9 demethylase activity. Bases 16 to 8070 code for a protein of 2684 amino acids. The record is from RefSeq and is a predicted model, not a curated record.